AAUAAUUGAAACAAAGACCACAUGCUUUAGCAAACACAAUGGGAAGAGAUGAAUUCCUCUGCUCUGGCAAUCUCCUCUGCUUCACUUCCACUUUCCGGUCACCGGAAAAACCUCCACGGCAAAUGGAUUUUCACCAGCUCCAAGCCGUCCAUUAGCUCCGCUAGCCUUCCUUUUUUAAUGAGAGUUACAAAUGAUCCAAAUCGGACAGAACUAUCUUCCGAUGCUGCCACCGAAAAAUCAGAAGCCGAUAAGAUCGUUGACGCGAUGGAUUUCGGUGAGCUGUGCAAUGAAUUUGUGUGUAUUAGCAGCCCUAUGGUGGAGGCUACAGCCAGACAACUUGCUCGUGAUAUACUAGAGCUACGCGAAGGCAAUCGUGCGCUCGGAACUUUUGCAGCUUCUGUCAAAUACAAGGAUCCUGUCCGAAGUUUUAGUGGUCGUGAGAAAUAUAAGAGACCCUUGUGGGUGACUGGUGCCCUUGACAAUCCUUCUGUGACUGUGCAAGAAAUGGUGAUGCUGUCAACUAGCGAGUUGAGUAUAAAGUGGACAAUAAAAGGGAAGGCCAAAUCUAUUCUUAAUGGUGUAGGAGAUUUGAUAAUUAAAGUGAAUUCGCAGUUUACUCUGAAUCAAAUCAGUGGCCAAGUGAUCGAGCAUGAAGAGUCUUGGGAUUUAUCUGCUUCAUCACCUACAGCUCAGGCAUUUUUCUGGACAUCUCGUCGUCUGUUUGCUACAGUUGAAGCCGGAAAAGAUUUUUCCGACUUCGUCAAGAACUUGGCAACCCGUCUUCCGACGGAGAAGGAGAACUUGGAGAUUUUUCCUGACCCUACUGGUGAUCCAACAAAGUUCUUUCAAAGAGAUGACAGUUUCCAGAGGGAUGCCUACCAGAUUUUAAUAUUUCUUGCAGUCAUCUAUUUUAUUGUACAGUUCUUGAAGACAACUUUGUAAUUUUGUAUUACAACAACAACAAACAAAAACUAGUGUGAUCAAAAUAAAAUCUGAACAAAUAUCAAAAUGUUUAUUUUAUUUA
Molecule: messenger RNA, 1024 nt
Organism: Mercurialis annua (annual mercury)
Lineage: Eukaryota; Viridiplantae; Streptophyta; Magnoliopsida; Malpighiales; Euphorbiaceae
Exons: 5
Coding region: 49-942 (297 amino acids)
Cellular component (GO): chloroplast
Source: RefSeq, a predicted model, not a curated record